AUGCGCCAUGCCGCCGGGAUAAGGAUGGAGUUCGUCGGCCCGGUGCCGUGCACGCUGACACCUGCCACGACCGCGAUCGAUCGGCUACGCCGCUGCAUUAUUCCGGUGCAGCUCACCCACGAGAUGGAGCGAUGCGACGACCGGACCCCGACGCGGUCGAUGGCACGGUUCCGUGUGGAAGGAUAUGGAAUCGCUUGUUAUGCUACGCUUUGCUGCAGCCUCGACCCCAAUCCGGCCACGCGUAUUGAAACGGACGAGAUCAUGGAGCACCCCUGGUUCUGCCAUGACGCGAACGACGGCGGAGGCGAGCAGGAGCAACUGAUGCGCGGCCACAAGGAGGCGGCGUGGUUCAAUACGGAGUUCGAGGAGGAGAUGGCGCGGGAUAUGACCGCGUUCGACAUCCUGGCCUUCUCACCAGGCUCGGACCUCUCCGGGUUGUCCGGUGUCAGGCCGGGCACGGAGCGGGUGUUCGUCGGCGAGCCCGCGGCGGUCGUGCUGGCCCGGGUUGAGGAUGCUGGGAAGAAGCGAGGGCACCGUGUAAGGAGGGAGGGGAAGAACCGCACUAUACCGGUGUUCGUGGAGGCGGUGGCCGGCGGCAUUGUCGCCAAGGUGACUGUGUUUAGGAUCGCCGAAGCGUUAUCAGUGGUCGAGGUCGUGAAGGGCCAUGAUGCGGAGGCCACGACGUUCUGGAAGGAUUGGCUAGAGCCAGCCAUGAAGCCUCGAACAGUGUGAAAAACUUACAGAGUGCGAGCCGAAUAUCAUAUCGUCUCGCCGUGCUGGCGCCGCGGAGCGCGCAUCGAGAAUUGUUGUUUCAAUGGCGGAUUAUUUUGAUUUCUUUUCUUCGGGUCGUGUUAAAGCGGCUGCAAUGUGGUGGGGGGAAGAAUUCUUGCCAACUCGAGACAACAAUCGCAAUCGCCACUACUCACAGGGGCACGGGCACGAACACAUCGCCCGACGACAUGAAACUCGGCUUCCGCGCCGCUCCCUCGAUAAAGGUCGGGCAGGAUGGAAA
Messenger RNA from Triticum aestivum (bread wheat), 1012 nucleotides. Its product is annotated as CBL-interacting protein kinase 29-like. Lineage: Eukaryota; Viridiplantae; Streptophyta; Magnoliopsida; Poales; Poaceae. Gene Ontology annotation, biological process: signal transduction. The record is from RefSeq and is a predicted model, not a curated record. The transcript is spliced from 2 exons. Bases 1 to 732 code for a protein of 243 amino acids.